Messenger RNA from Penicillium griseofulvum, 822 nucleotides. Its product is annotated as putative L-cystine transporter. The transcript is spliced from 2 exons. Gene Ontology annotation, biological process: L-cystine transport. The record is from RefSeq and is a predicted model, not a curated record. Gene Ontology annotation, molecular function: L-cystine transmembrane transporter activity. Gene Ontology annotation, cellular component: vacuolar membrane; fungal-type vacuole. Lineage: Eukaryota; Fungi; Ascomycota; Eurotiomycetes; Eurotiales; Aspergillaceae. The coding region runs from base 1 to 822 and encodes 273 amino acids.
AUGAUCAAUGUCUCCUGGGCGGAAAGUAUCUCUCAAAUCCUGGGCUGGGCCUAUUCCAUCCUGUGGUCGCUGUCAUUCUACCCGCAAGUCCUGCACAACCAUCGUCGGCGUUCAACAGACGGCUUCUCUAUCGAUUUCGCUCUGCUUAAUGUGCUUGGAUUGUCUGCAUACACUGUUUUUAACGGGUGCUUCCUCUUUUCAACGGUAGUGCGCGGCCAGUAUGCCCAACGACAUCCGCAGAGCCCUAAACCAACUGUCCAAUGGAAUGAUUUUGUUUACGCCCUCCAUGGAGCGCUGAUCUGUUGUUGGAUUGGCAGUCACUUCCUCUACACGCGGUUCUGGAACUUUAAAUCCGAGCCGCAGCGGGUGAGCACCGCCACUCUUGUCGUCUUCUGUGGCUGCCUGGGGGUGGUACCCCCAGCCGUUCUGUGGAUUCUGGUAUCGGCGUCGUGGGAAUGGAUUGAUGUGGUUUAUGUGGUCGGCAUGAUCAAGGUGUUCCUGACAGCCGUCAAAUACACCCCUCAGGCGGUGAUGAAUUAUCGGCAGCAGUCAACGGCGGGGUUUUCCAUCAGGGCGAUCCUGCUAGAUCUAUCCGGUGCAAUACUAUCGCUGAUACAGCUGGUGCUGGACGCCUCCUCGCAGGGGGACUGGUCAGGCGCUGUCGGCAACAUUGCCAAAUUUCUGCUGGGAAACAUCACCGUUCUAUUCGAUCUCAUCUUUAUAUUUCAGCACUUUGUUCUGUAUCGGGAGAGAUCAGCCGAGAAUAAGCCAGGGGUAUCGGAGAACGAUCCUCUCCUUGAUAGAAGGAGGAAUGAGGCAUAG